This is a messenger RNA of Lachancea nothofagi CBS 11611, 2565 nucleotides long. Lineage: Eukaryota; Fungi; Ascomycota; Saccharomycetes; Saccharomycetales; Saccharomycetaceae. The record is from the annotation of a GenBank genome assembly.
AUGGCCAAUAGACUAGAAUCUACUCCAAAUUCUAAGUUGAGCACGCAAUUGCAAAACUUUGCAUCUAAAAGUGGGACCCAGAAUGAUUCAAGUGAAACUUUCAAAGCUCCUAGUAACGACCUUGCCAUAGGUGAUAAAAGCGAGAAUUCUAGUGGUACUGGUGACGAUGAGACGAAUGUUAAAGAACACGAAAACGACGGCCUUUUUUUCAAACCAAGGGCGAUGUAUCGCCAGGAUCAACAAGCUAGGUCCAGAAGCACUUUGAUCAGAGUAUACUCAGAAAACGAAAGAUCAAACUUCAAUGAUUCAACGGGAACACGAUUGUACGACGAUUUAAAGUACAGACCAGUACAUCAUGACGGGGCUGGCGGCUCUCCCGUCAAAAGCAGCCCCAUUGAAAUAGCCUCCAAGUCCAAAAGACGGCACUCCUCCUCGCUUGAAGAAGAGCGUGAACUUUAUCGAAACGCAACCCAGUGGGCUGAACGUGGCUAUUUUGACAUGCAGGAUGAGUAUAUACCGGAUUUCGACUUCUCCAAUGCGGUCUCACAAUGGCAAAGUGACGAAAACCUUCUCGGAGCUAGAACUGUAACAGUCGACCCACAGGACUCGGUGGAAUCGCCCUGCUACAACAAUUGGGCAGAUUAUGAAGCAGAUAUCAGUCGCUCAUCCUCUGUAUCGUCUUCGUCUAUGGUUCUCCGUUCUUCUCAUGCCAAAGUGGCUCCUAUUCCCUUGCCCAGAACCAGUUUGCCCAUAGUUCCUCCGAAUCGCCCCCUUCGCCAUGAUUAUAGCAACAUUUUUAGCGAGAAACUGUCACAGACGUCGCCUCUUUCCUACGCAAGGACUAGGCCUGUUCCCGCCCUUAACACACAACCUAAUAACGACUCCUUGAGAUUUUUCAAGAGACAAAGGUCAGGUCUAGAUUUGGAAUCACCUUCUUCGCCCUUGGCUGCAACACCACUCUAUAGUAAUGCUUCUUCUAUUGAAGGUGCCCUGUCGACGGAGGAACUAAAGGAUAUGAUAACGCACCUUCCAGAAGACUUUCUGGCCCUUCCUUAUAGUCAAAGAAAGAAAAUUCUUAUAGAGCGGUUUCCAGGUAUAGACUAUAAAGCUAUGAUGGCAGGACUCAAGAGGAUGUAUUUGACAUCUGCCAAGAGCAGUACUCAAUUACAAGGCAACAGGUCGAGACGGGGCUCACUGGCUUCGCAGUUUUUAAGUUCUUUUACUCCGUCAUCAUCCUUAUCCAAACCUACGGAUAAAGGCACGAUUGUAAUGGGGCAUUCACUUGGCAAAAUAAUUGGUUUUGGAGCUUGGGGUAUGAUAAGAGAGUGUUAUAAAAUCACUGAAACAGCGCAGGAUAAUGAGGUUCCGCCGUCUGCUGUGAAAGCGGUUAAAAUCGUAAGAUUCAGAAACAACGCUGUGGUAAAAACUCAAGUUUUAAAAGAAGUACGACUUUGGUCCAAAAUGAAACACGAAAAUCUUCUGCCGCUAAUCAAAUGGAAGAUGGAAGAUGACUACGCGGUUUAUUGUUUGACCAAUAAGAUAAAUGAUGGUACUUUGUAUGAUUUAGUUGCCUCGUGGGGCAAUACCAAGGAGUCUACUAUAGCUCUUCCGUUAAGAUGCCGGUUAACUGCCGAAUUAGGACUCCAGAUUGUGCGUGCUCUAAAAUACAUGCACUCUCAACAGAUUGUUCAUGGGGAUGUUAAGCUGGAAAAUUGCUUACUCAUGGAGCGGGAUGAAAAUCAGUGGAAUGUGAUUUUGUGUGAUUUUGGCAUGAGUUCGGAAUUUGGCAAGAGCGCUGAUACUGUAGAUGGUCAAGAGCGCAAGCUAAAGUUUGAGAAGGCAGACUACCAGGAUUGUGACCCUCCGAAAAGUGACCCCGUAGCGUCUUCACGACAGCUGCCCGCUGUUUCCAGAUCCGUAUCGAACAGCGUUUUAACGUCGUCUGUAAAACAGCUGAAAAAUGUGCAUAUGAGUCGCGGAGACACACCCCUGGGUGUGAGCUCAUUUCCCAAGCAUUACGGGCCGUCAUUGAGCAGCGCAAGCCUUUCGAAUAACCUUCCUACAAAGCAUGACUUGAAAAGAACAUCUGCGGCACCAGCAACUGCUAUUAUCAAGAGCACGACUAGGGAAAUACAAGCUUUGGCUCAACCUGAUUUUUUACCGAGCUCCCCUAGCGAUGGUAAUUCUCAUUCACCAAAUCACAUUGGAUCUCUUCCGUACGCCGCGCCAGAACUUCUGGACCCUGUUCCACCGCCGCUUUUGCCACCUGCAGACGUAUGGGCUUUAGGAGUCACGCUUUACACAAUGCUUAUGGGUAAACUGCUUUUCAAACACGAUUACGAGCCAAGAUUAAGGGCAAUGAUAGCUGCUGGCAAAUAUGACGUCAAGCCACUGGAAAAAGUUUGCAAUGCUAACAACCCUGAGCAAGGCUCAUCACAGGCACUGUUAAGCGCAGUAAAAGGAUGUCUACUAAAGGACAUCUCUGAAAGAUGGAACCUUGACGCCGUUGAAAUAUCUUUAACAUCGUAUCUUGAUUCUUUGCGUACCGAGAAAUAUAAAACAUAG